UAAUAACUGAGGAACUUUCAAUGCUUUAAUUCACAUAGACAUUUGAGCAGCAGGAGAAUAGAAUACCCCUAAUGCAGUAAUGAUGGGGUUACUUUGUGUUGUGUCAAUAAUAGUCUGUCAUGGGAUGUGCUGUAACAAAAAGUGCUGUUUCUGUCAGUAAACCAAAAGAUGGAGUUAGAGUGAAUGAUUCUCCAGUUCCUCCUUUUGCUGAUCCUCGUCUCCCCCUCACAACUAAACAACGGUUCAAUAUCCUCACUUCCUGGAAAGGAAUAGCUCGAGCCAUGGAAUCCACUGGUGUAAGCAUGUUCAUCAAUCUGUUUCAGGAAAAUGUUGACCUUCUGAACCUGUUCAGUAAGUUCCAGUCUCUGAGCACCCAAGAAUCACAGAAAGACAGCAUGGAGCUUGCUUUUCAUGCGUCUGUCGUUAUGGCAACCUUGGACGAAGGAUUGCGUGCUUUGGAUCGAGUUGACUACUUUUUGGAUUAUUUAGGAUCUGUAGGACGGUUUCACAGGAAGAUAAAUGGUUUCAAGAAGGAGUACUUCUGGAAGAUCGAACAACCUUUCCUGGUUGCUGUCCAGGAGACUCUAGGAGAUCGAUACACUUCCAACAUGGAGAACAUCUACAAGAUAACCAUCCACUUCAUCUUGGAAAGUAUUGUUAAAGGUUAUAACCUUUCUGAAGAACCCAGAAGUGAUUCUAAUGUAACUGAAAAUUAUUCGUAAAUUUUACACGUGUGUUAAUUUAUUAAAAGCAUUACAGCCUUAAUGUCAUUCCAUCGGGAGCAUAUAAUUGUAUUUGUUUCAUACAUCUUAGGCUUACGUAACAAAGUAGAACAUACUUUUGGGCAAAGAGCAUUAAGUUAUCAAGAAUUUUAUAUAAAUUUUGUCCCUAGAUUAGCAGUUACUUCACCUUGUUUGUUAGCUGUUGUUCAUGGGUCAUUUCACUUCACAAAGGAGCAGAAGAUAAAACAUAAGUAUUGGCUGUAGCUUAACCGUUAAUCAUAGUGAAAAUAAAUUACUAAACGGUAUUUAAUACUAAUAGCAUGUACAGUAACCAGACUGUCAUAUCAAUAACAUAUCUUGAAAUGUCGUUAAGUUUAGCCUAUAUCGAAUGUCAGUUCCUUCAUUGUAAAAAGGGUCUCUCGAUAGGACGUUUUUAAACGUUAAGGGUAAAUAAAAUAUGUUAUG
This is a messenger RNA of Limulus polyphemus (Atlantic horseshoe crab), 1187 nucleotides long. Its product is annotated as neuroglobin-like. The record is from RefSeq and is a predicted model, not a curated record. Gene Ontology annotation, molecular function: heme binding; oxygen binding. NCBI's taxonomy places the organism in Eukaryota, Metazoa, Arthropoda, Merostomata, Xiphosura, Limulidae. The transcript has 4 exons. Bases 120 to 722 code for a protein of 200 amino acids.